CCUAUUUUUUACUCCGAAUUUUUGCUAGUAUCUAGGCAUUAGUUGCACGAGACGCGAUGGAAGCUAAUGGCGGUAAAGGACAGGCAGUGCUAAAUAUUGCUGUUACCCAAUGGCGAUUUCUUCUACUGGCAUUGCUCUUCGCACUCGCCGGAGCAAGUCCACCGUCACCUCUUGCUGCCGCCGCAGGCGGCGGAGGAAGACCCCGAGAAGAUGCGAGCAUCCCAAUUACCGGCAAUGUAACUACCGACAACCAGAGCGUGGCCUUCUAUAGGCGGUCUCUGAUCAUCAAUGGCCGCCGGAAGCUGCUAAUCUCCGCUUCCAUUCACUAUCCCCGCAGCGUCCCGGCUAUGUGGCCUGGAUUAGUCCAACUGGCGAAGGAAGGAGGAGCUGAUGCUAUUGAAACUUAUGUGUUCUGGAAUGGCCACGAACGUUCUCCCGGAAAUUAUUACUUUGGUGGAAGAUAUGACUUAGUGAAAUUUUGCAAGAUCGUUCAGCAAGCUAGUAUGUAUCUGAUACUUCGAAUUGGACCAUUCAUUGCAGCAGAGUGGAAUUAUGGUGGAGUACCUGUAUGGCUCCAUUAUGUACCAAAUACCAUCUUCCGGACCGACAGCGAACCUUUUAAGUUUUAUAUGCAGACUUUUAUGACAUUCAUAGUAAAUCUGAUGAAGAAAGAAAGGCUUUUUUCAUCUCAGGGGGGCCCUAUUAUCUUGUCACAGGUAGAAAAUGAGUAUGGUUUCUACGAAGCAGCUUAUGGGGAAGGAGGUAAAAGGUAUGCCUCUUGGGCAGCAAAUAUGGCUCUUUCUCAAAAGACAGGUGUGCCCUGGAUUAUGUGUGAGCAAUUUGAUGCUCCUGCUGAGGUGAUUGACACUUGCAAUUCCUUUUAUUGUGAUCAAUUCACACCACUCUCUCCAAACAAACCCAAGAUUUGGACAGAAAACUGGCCUGGAUGGUUUAGGACAUUUGGGGACAGUGACCCUCACAGGCCUCCAGAGGACAUUGCUUUUUCUGUGGCACGUUUUUUUCAAAAAGGUGGAAGUGUGCAUAACUAUUACAUGUAUCAUGGUGGGACAAACUUUGGUCGUACAUCAGGUGGCCCAUUUAUUACCACAAGUUAUGACUAUGAAGCACCCAUUGAUGAAUAUGGUCUAGCAAGAUUCCCCAAAUGGGGACAUCUUAAAGAACUUCACAAAGCAAUAAAGUUGUGUGAGUCUGCGUUGCUGAACAAUGAGCCUGUUUCACUUUCACUAGGUCUUUUACAGGAGGCAGAUGUCUAUGAAAAUGCAUCAAGAGGAGAAUGUGCAGCUUUCCUUUCUAAUGCAGAUAACAAGACUGAUAAGGUGGUAGUGUUCCGGAAUAUGCAGUACAAUCUGCCUGCAUGGUCUGUUAGCAUUUUGCCUGACUGCAAGAAUGUGGUAUUCAACACGGCAAAGGUCAGGUCUCAAACUUCUAUAGUGGAGAUGAUACCAUCAGAUUUACAUUUUUCAUCAGGAUCAGCUCAUAGUGGACUGAAAGAUCUUCAGUGGGAAGUCUUUAUGGAAUCAGCUGGAAUUUGGGGAGAUGCUGAUUUUACAAAGAAGGGAUUUGUAGAUCACAUCAACACUACAAAAGACACUACUGAUUAUCUGUGGUGCACAACAAGUCUAUUUGUUGAUGGGGAUGAGGAAUCAGUCAUAAAUGGAAGCAGCACAAUACUUCAGGUUGAAUCAAAGGGCCAUGUUCUGCAUGUCUUCGUCAAUAAAUUGUUACAAGCUACUUCAUAUGGAAAUGGCACCGUUCCAUCCUUUAAGCUGCGAACUCCUAUUUCUCUCAGUGCGGGAAAGAAUGAAAUUUCAUUACUGAGCAUGACCAUGGGUUUACAAAAUGCUGGCGCAUUUUAUGAAUGGGUUGGGGCAGGUCUAACAAGUGUAAAAGUUGAAGGGUUCAAGAAUGGGACGAUUGACUUGUCUUCAAACAUUUGGACGUACAAGAUUGGAUUAAGAGGUGAAAGUCUGAGAGUAUACGAGGGAGACGGCUUGACCAGUAACAUGUGGGUGCCAAUUUCGGCACCACCUAAAGAACAACCCCUUAUAUGGUAUAAGGCUGUGGUUAAUGCUCCACCAGGUGAUGAACCCGUUGGCCUAGACAUGGUCCAUAUGGGGAAAGGCAUGGCUUGGUUGAAUGGAGAAGAAAUCGGAAGGUAUUGGCUCAGGAAAAGCUCUAAAAAAGACAAGUGUGUUCAUCAGUGCAACUACAAAGGCAAAUUUACCCCUCACAAGUGUAACACAGAUUGUGGAAAACCGACACAACGAUGGUACCAUGUGCCGCGGUCAUGGUUCAAGCCCUCUGGUAACAUCUUGGUGAUCUUUGAAGAGAUUGGUGGAAACCCUACAAAAAUUAAAUUUUCUCGCCGCAAAGUAUCCAACAUCUGCGCUCAGGUUUCAGAAGGUCACCCUUCCUUUGAUCUUGAACAACUUCAAGAGGGUGAAAUUGAGAAGAGCAUGGGAAAACCCACACUUAAAUUGAAAUGCCCGAUGAAUACUCAAAUUACUGCAGUUACCUUUGCUAGCUACGGAACUCCCACUGGUACAUGUGGCUCCUAUGUUGAAGGAGAGUGCCACGACUCAAACUCUGUCUCGUUGGUCAAUAAGGCUUGCAUGAACAAAAGUGAGUGUGCCAUAGAACUAUCUAGCAGAAAUUUGAGUACGAGAUUAUGCCAAAACAUGACCAAGACAUUUGCAGUCGAAGUCCAGUGUAACUGAAGAGUGAAGAUGCGUAAUUCGCCUCCCACAUAUUUCCACUUUUAUUCAGAAAAAAAGUAUGGUACUCUUUAUAGUCCCUUUCUCUUUAUUCUUAUUCAUGCAGCUGAACAAUAUGCAGAAAGCAUCUUUGUUAGUUUGAUACCAUUUGUACCCUUUAACAAGCCAAGUUUGCUAAUUUUUGAGUGGAGUAAAAGAAAGAAUGAAGAUACACUGAUUAA
This is a messenger RNA of Cuscuta campestris, 2956 nucleotides long. NCBI's taxonomy places the organism in Eukaryota, Viridiplantae, Streptophyta, Magnoliopsida, Solanales, Convolvulaceae. The record is from the annotation of a GenBank genome assembly.